Molecule: messenger RNA, 1740 nt
Organism: Zonotrichia leucophrys gambelii
Lineage: Eukaryota; Metazoa; Chordata; Aves; Passeriformes; Passerellidae
Product: zona pellucida sperm-binding protein 3-like
Exons: 9
Coding region: 20-1312 (430 amino acids)
Source: RefSeq, a predicted model, not a curated record
AUCGCGGGGAUUUUCCGGGAUGCGCUCCCAAAUCCGCCUCCUCCUCCUGGCGCUGCUCUGCGCGGCCCCCGCGGCCGCGGCGCCUCCGCCCUGGGAGCCGGCGUGGAGCGAUCCCAACCAUCCCAACCAUCCCAAUUCCUGGGGCUGGGGGGACACGGAGCAGCCGCAUUCCCGGUGGCAUUCCCGGGCGCAGAUCCCGGUGGAAGUGCAGUGCCAGGAGGCGCAGCUGGUGGUCACCGUGCACCGCGACCUGUUCGGCACCGGCCGCUUGGUCAGCGCCGCCGAGCUCAGCCUGGGCCCCGCCGCCUGCAAACAUUCCCGCAUGGAUCCGUCCCAGAAAACCGUCACCUUCAGCGCCGGCCUGCACGAGUGCGGCAGCACCGUCCAGGUCACUCCGGAUUCCCUGAUUUACCGGACGCUCCUGAGCUACGAUCCCAGCCCCGGCAGCAAUCCCGCCAUCGUGCGCAGCGACCCGGCCGUCAUUCCCAUCGAGUGCCACUACCCCAGGCGGGAUAACGUCUCCAGCGGCUCCAUCCGUCCCACCUGGUCUCCCUUCAACUCGGCCCUGGCCUCCCAGGAGAAGCUCCUGUUCUCCCUGCGCCUCAUGAACGAGGACUGGAGCUCGGAGCGGGAUCUCUCGGCGUUCCGCCUGGGGGACGUGCUGAACAUCCAGGCCGAGGUGGGCGCCCACAGCCACGUCCCCCUGCGCCUCUUCGUCGACUCCUGCGUGGCCACGCUGGGCCCCGGCGCGGGCACCGAGCCCCACUACGCCAUCAUCGACUUCAACGGCUGCCUGGUGGACGGGCGCUCCGAUGCCACCAGCUCGGCCUUUGUCACCCCCCGGCCGCGGCAGGACGUGCUGCGCUUCCAGAUCGACGCCUUCCGCUUCGCCGGCGACCCCCGCAGCCUGAUCUACAUCACGUGUCACCUGAAGGUGACACCGGCCGAGCAGAGCCCGGACGCGCAGAACAAGGCCUGCUCCUUCAGCAAGGCGCGCAACACCUGGGCGCCCGUGGAGGGGACAAGGGACAUCUGCAGCUGCUGCGAGCUGGGCAACUGCGGCCGGAGGCCAGCGGAGACCUGGAACGGCCACCGCUACCGGAGACAGGACGGGGACGGUGCCACCUCCGAAGCUGACGUUGUCAUCGGUCCCGUGCUGCUCUCGAGUGCCCAGCCUGGCCAGCGCCCCGAGGGCCACCAGGGCGCGGUGGCCCCGCUGGCCGUGGGGACAGCGCUGGCCUGUGCGGUGGCCGGGGUGGCCGUGGCCGGAGCCGCGCUGGCCAUCGGCCUCAGGCGCCGGAAUUCCCCCUGAACCCCGGAAUGAGCGACGGAAAUCCCGAUAAAUCCCACAAGGACCGAUGGAAAUCCCAAACAAUCCCACAAGGAUCAAUGGAAAUCCUGAUAAAUCCCACAAGCCACGGUGUCCGAGGGGUCACUCUGGGAGGGAAUCCCCGGAAUGAGGCAGGGAGGGUGACCAGUCCUGUCCCAGUGUCCUCAUUCCCAUCCCAGUGUCCCCAUUCCCAUCCCAGUAUCCCCAUUCCCUUCCCAGUGUCCCCAUUCCCAUCCCAGUGUCCCCAUUCCCAUCCCAGUAUCCCCAUUCCCUUCCCAGCGUCCCCAAUCCCAUCCCAGUUGUCCCUAUUCCAGUGUCACCAUUUCCAGUGUCUCCAUUCCCAUCCCAGUGUACCCAAUCCCAUGUCCCCAAUCCCACUGUCCCCAUUCCAUCCCACUGUCCCCAUUCCC